AAAUGCCCCUGAGAAUGUGGAGAGAGGCUGCAGGCACCGACCUGGCUUCAGCUUCCUGCUUGGCAAACUCCAAACAGUUUCACUUUUCUUUUCUCCGAAGACUGGCCCCUUAUUGCGUGUAACAAAGCACAGACUUCCUUUUGUGCCUGCUGGCCUUUCCCCGUAAAUCUCCCAGUCUCACAGGAGUGAUCCCUGGCCCAGCCCCGGGAACCUGGCAAAGGGCAGAAACAACAAGCCCAGCGUCCAGGAUGUUCACCAUGACAAGAGCCAUGGAAGAGGCUCUUUUUCAGCACUUCAUGUACCAGAAGCUGAGGAUCGCCUAUGCCAUAGACAAGCCAUUUCCCUUCUUUGAAGGCCUCCGAGACAACUCCUUCAUCACUCAGAGAAUGUACAUGGAAUCUCUGGAAGCCUGCAGAAAUUUGGUCCCCGUAUCCAAAGUGGUGCACAACAUUCUCACCCAGCUGGAGAGGACUUUUAACCUGUCUCUUCUGGUGACAUUGUUCAGUCAGAUUAACCUGCAUGAAUAUCCCAAUCUGGUGACGAUUUACAGAAGCUUCAGACGUGUUGGUGAACAGCAGAGCAGAGCUUCCUAUGAACAGCAGAGCAGAGACACACCAAUCCCACUUGAAGCCCCAGCUGGCCUGGCAGGAGGAAGCUCCCUCCCUACCCUGCUGCCGCUGCCCCAACCACAACCCCCUCAACCAAGCUGUUCAUCCUGUGCGCCAAGAGUCAGUGAGCCUGGAACAUCCUCACAGCAAAGCAAAGAGAUCCUGAGUGAAUCACCCAGCCCAUCUGACCCUACCCUGCCUCUUCCUGGACUCAUCCAGGAAGGAAGGAACACUCCAGUGACUAAUGACAAGUUAACACCCAAAAUGAAUGAGGAAGAAGACUCAAAAGAGAUGCCUAGCCUCCUCACUGGCACUGUGCAAGUGCCCAGUGACAACCUGAUCCCCCAAGUAAAAGAUAAAGAAGGCCUUCAAGAGAUGCCCCACUCCCCCUCGGGCCCUAUGCCAGAGAUAAGAGAUGAUUCUCUGGAACCAAAUGACCCAGAAGAGCCCCAGGAGGUAUCCAGCACGCCUUCGAACAAGAAAGGAAAGAAAAGUAAAAGAUGUAUCUGGUCAACUCCAAAAAAGAGGCAUAAGAAAAAAAGCCUCCCAAGAGGGACAGCCUCACCUGGACGUGGAAUCGAAAAGAAGCUCAAAGUGGUGGAUCGGGUUCCUCCAAAGAAAGAUGACUCAACUUGGAAGUCCACGGUAAUGACAAGGGCCCAGAAGGCGAGAACUCAGCGUGCCCGAAAGUCCAGAUCAGAAGAGAUCACUGAUGGCACUUCAAAAAUGAAAGAAGGAAAGAGGAACCAAGAGACACCUAGCACACCAUCAAGGGUCAAGCAAGGGGCAACCUCACUUGGGCAUGACAUGCAAGAGAAGCUCCAAGUGGUGGAUAAGGAGACUCAAAGGAAAGACGACUCAACUCGGAACUCAAAGGUCAUGAUGAGGGUCCAAAAGGCAAGAAUUAAAUGUACCCAAAAGUCCAGACCGGAAGAAAAACCCAAAAGUGACACUGUGGAUUUUCAGUGGUCUGAGCUCUCUGUGACCUGUGGUGUGGCAAAAGGGAUUUUAUAUAAGGCGAAAAUGAAGCACGGAUCCUCAACGAAGUGCAUUCAGAAUGAGAAGGGAGCUUGGCUCACACCAAAAGAAUUUGAAAUUGAAGGAAAAGGAAGAGACACAAAGGACUGGAAGCGGAGUAUACAUUGCGGAGGAAAGCCCCUAUUAGAGCUGCUGAAAAGGCGGAAAAACUUGGAUGAAUGCAAGGUGUGCUGUAAAGUGGGACAACUACUCUGCUGCAGUACUUGUCCACGAGCCUUCCAUGAGGACUGUCACAUCCCCCCUGUGGAAGCCAAAAGGACCCCCUGGAUGUGCACCUUCUGCAGGAUGAAGAGGUCUUCCAGAAGCCAGCAGGGCCAUCGUGUAUGUAAGAUCCUGGAGAGGCGGAUGCAGCCUCAGGAACAGCUGAAAUGUGAGUUCCUCCUCUUGAAGGCCUACUGUCAUCCACAAAGCUCCUUUUUUGCUGCCAUCCCACUUAAUAUUCGAGAUUAUGGUGAGCCCUUUCAGGAAGCGAUGUGGUUGGACCUGGUUAAGGAAAGGCUGAUUACAGAAAUGUACACGGUGGCAUGGUUUGUUCGAGACAUGCGCCUGAUCUUUCGCAACCGUAAAACAUUCUACAAGGCUUCUGACUUUGGCCAGGUAGGACUUGACUUGGAGGCAGAAUUUGAAAAAGAUCUCAAAGAUGUGUUCGGUUUUCACGAAGCAAAUGACAGCAGUUUCCGGACUCUUCCUUGACCCUGUUCUGGAAAGGCUGAAGCACCCCAACCUCAGGAUCCAGCUGAUUCGGCCCUGGCCUGGACUGUCAAUCACCAGUGAGUCUGGGAUGGAAUUGGAUGCCCUCACUACCCAAACCCAGACCCUUCAUAGGAUUAUCACACCCUCCACCACCUUUAUUCUUUCUCUUUGCCUUUGAAAGGCUAUAUCGACACU
This is a messenger RNA of Saimiri boliviensis boliviensis (Bolivian squirrel monkey), 2534 nucleotides long. The record is from RefSeq and is a predicted model, not a curated record. NCBI's taxonomy places the organism in Eukaryota, Metazoa, Chordata, Mammalia, Primates, Cebidae.